AUGGGUGAAGUUUACUUGGAUUUAUCAGAUUUCGACAAAGCGCUGGAUUACUUCCAUCAAGCAUUGAAUAUCUACAAAGAAAAGUUUGGUGAUAAUAUCAAUCAACGUAAUAUUGCUAAAUGUUAUCAUUUGAUUGGUCAAGUUUAUCUGAAACAAAAUGAUGCUAAUCGUGCAUUAGAAUAUUUUCAUUUGACAUUAAAUAUGUGGGAAAUAACAUUGAUUGACAAUCAUCCAGAUUUAGCAUUAUGUACAGAAAAUAUUGCUCAUGCUUACUUGUUGAAAUCAGAAUAUCGAGACGCUUUAAAAUACUUUUCCAGGACAUUAAACAUCUAUGAAAAAAGACUACCCCUCAAUGACGCUAAAAUAAUUGAUAUUCAACGUCUACUUGACAAUACGAAAGAGAAGGGGUGA
Didymodactylos carnosus is the source of this 411-nucleotide messenger RNA. NCBI's taxonomy places the organism in Eukaryota, Metazoa, Rotifera, Eurotatoria, Philodinida, Philodinidae. The record is from the annotation of a GenBank genome assembly.